CCAGAGGCGCAGCUGCUCCCUUGGGACCCCCGCGGAAGAGUGAGCUAGCAGCGCGGGGUGGUCCCCGCACACGCCGGGGGGCGCUAGGACAGGCAGAGCUCGAGCCCCGCGGCGUCAGAUGCAGCUAGGCUAGGCCCGGGAGGCAGGCAGGCAGGCAGGCGGGCGCGCUGGAUGCAAAGGCAGGAACGGGAGCCGCCUGAGGGUGUUGGUCGUAAGAAGCUCCCAACCCCGGGAUCGUAGCGGGACCAGUUUAGAUCCAGCAGGGAGCGGGGUCUGGAGGUGGAGCGAUCGGGGCUGGGAGGGAGGGAAGGCGGGAGAGCGGGCGGUGGAUGCUUUCUAGGCGCUUAGGAGCGGGUCUCCUCCGUGGGGUUGCUCUUGACCUCUGACUAUGCACUUCUGAGGGCUCCUUAGAGAGAGAGGCAUCGGGACAGGGGUUAACUGAUAGACGUUUCCUCCUCCAAGCACAUCCCUCGAGGGAAGCACCGGAGCCCUCCUUCCCCAAACUCCUUCCACCAUUAAGAGGAAAACUAUGGAGGAGUUGAGUGCUGAUGAGAUCCGUCGAAGGCGCCUUGCCCGGCUUGCUGGUGGGCCAUCUUCCCAGCCCACCACCCCACUUACGUCUCCACAGAGGGAGAACCCCCCAGGGCAGCCUGUCUCAGCACCGCCUUCAGGGGCGCCCCAUAACCUUGGGCUCAAUGUUCAUAGUAUGACCCCUGCUACCUCUCCACUUGGUGCGUCAGGUGUUGCCCACCGAAGCCAGAGCAGCGAAGGCGUGAGUUCACUCAGCAGCUCGCCAUCCAACAGCCUCGAAACACAAUCCCAGUCCCUUUCCCGGUCUCAGAGCAUGGACAUCGAUACCGUCUCCUGCGAGAAAAGCUUGUCGCAGGUGGACGUGGAUUCGGGAAUCGAGAACAUGGAAGUGGAUGAGAGCGACCGAAGGGAGAAACGGAGCCUCUCCGACAAGGAGCCCCCCUCGGGAUUGGAAAUAUCAGAGGAACAAGCCUUGCAGCUAGUCUGCAAGAUUUUCCGGGUCUCCUGGAAAGACCGGGACAGAGAUGUCAUCUUCCUCACUUCCCUUUCUGAGCAGUUCAAACAGAACCCUAAAGAUGUGUUCUCGGACUUUAAGGACUUGAUUGGGCAAGUCCUGAUGGAAGUCCUGAUGAUGUCGACGCACUCGAGAGAAGAAAACCCUUUUGCCAGUUUGACCGCCACGUCACAGCCCAUAGCAGCCGCUGCCCGGUCGCCUGAUAGAAACUUGGUCCUGAAUACUGGCUCCAACCCAGGAACCAGCCCCGUGUUUUGCAACGUGGGCUCGUUCGGCUCCAGCUCCUUAUCGAGUCUCUAUGGAAGCAGCCCCAUUCCCAUUUUCAAUAUCGCAAGUCACCCACCUUUGGCUGGCUCCUUUCUCACUUCUUCUCCCAGCCCCGCUGCUCCCCUCCCCAUGUCUUCCCUGUCUGUCAGCCCCCAUCUCAUGCCAGCAGGGCCACUGAGUGUCCAGCCCUCAUCCCCAAGGUACCGUCCGUACACAGUGGCACACCCCUGGACCUUGGCAGCUCCUUCUGCCUCACCCUCAACAAGCACAUCCAGUCUUUCAGCCUCUUCGACUCCUCCAGCCAUAAGCCCCAGCCCUCCAGCUGCGCGGGCCACUUCGUCCAGGGUUAGGCCUGUAGCCACCGCCCUGCCUCUGUUCUCCACUCUGGGCAGCAGCACUUCUUCCCCAAGCAGGAUGCCCUCUAGUAUGUACGACAGCCCUUUUUCCCUCUUCCUUGCCAUUUCUGAUGUCUCUGGAGACAGUUCUGAUGAAGAAAAUGAGGAAGAGGAGGAGGAGGAUUUUUCUUGUGUCCCAUUUGGGUCCAGCGGCGGAGGCUCCGGGGGGGCCAGCAUUUCUGACUCGUGCAGCGAUCAUUUCGCCAUUGAGACGUGCAAGGAAACGGAGAUGCUAAACUACCUCAUCGAGUGCUUCGACCGAGUGGGGAUCGAGGAGAGGAAGGCUCCAAAGAUGUGCAGCCAGCCGAUGGUGAGCCAGCUCCUGAGCAACAUCCGAUCCCAGUGCAUUUCCCACGCGGCUUUGGUGCUCCAAGGAUCCCUAACGCAGCUGAGGUCGACCCAACAGCAUUCGUUGUUAGUCCCGUAUAUGCUCUGUAGGAAUCUCCCCUUCGGUUUCAUCCAGGAAUUGGUGAGAACGACUCACCAAGAUGAAGAGGUCUUCAAACAGAUCUUUAUACCUAUUUUACAAGGGCUGGCUCUUGCUUCAAAAGAAUGUUCCUUUGACAGCGACAACUUUAAAUACCCCCUUAUGGCUUUAGGGGAACUGUGUGAGAUCAAGUUUGGAAAAUCGCAUCCCGUCUGCAGCUUGGUGGUGUCUUUGCCUCUGUGGCUGCCAAAAUCCCUAAGCCCUGGGAUGGGCCGAGAGCUCCAGAGACUCUCUUACCUUGGGGUGUUCUUCAGCCUCUCCGUCUUUGCUGAAGAUGACCCGAGAGUUGUCGAAAAAUAUUUCUCUGGACCUACCAUUACCCUGGAAAACACACGGGUGGUUAGCCAGUCUUUGCAGCAUUAUCUGGAAUCUGCCAGGCAAGAGUUAUUCAAGAUCCUGCACAGUAUUCUGCUCAACGGAGAAACUCGGGAAGCCGCUCUCAGCUACAUGGCAGCGGUGGUCAACGCCAACAUCAAAAAGGCACAAAUGCAGACAGACGAUCGGCUGGUAUCUACGGAUGGCUUUAUGCUUAACUUUCUGUGGGUGCUGCAGCAGCUGAGCACAAAAAUCAAACUCGAGACGGUCGAUCCUUCCUACAUUUUCCACCCCCGGUGUCGGAUCAUGGUGCCGGCGGACGAAACGCGAGUGAAAGCCACCUUGGAGGAUGUCAGCAGCUGGAUGGCGGAGCUGUCCAGAGAUCAGUCUGUCUUUUCUGAGCCAAAAUUCCCAACGGAAUGUUUCUUCCUGACCCUCCAUGCCCACCACCUCUCCAUUUUACCAAGUUGCCGUCGAUACAUCCGUCGACUCAGAGCCAUCCGGGAGCUGAACAGGACCGUGGAGGAUUUGAAGAAUAACGAAAGUCAGUGGAAAGAUUCCCCUCUAGCUACGAGGCAUCGAGAGAUGCUGAAGCGGUGCAAAACCCAACUGAAGAGAUUGGUGCGGUGCAAAGCUUGUGCAGAUGCCGGCCUGUUAGAUGAGAAUUUUCUCCGGAGGUGCCUGAACUUCUACAGCGUGGUGAUCCAACUCUUGCUUCGGAUUCUUGAUCCGGCCUAUCCUGACAUAAAACUGCCUUUAAACCCAGAUGUCCCGAAAGUCUUUGCAGCGAUGCCUGAGUUUUACGUGGAAGAUAUUGCGGAAUUUUUGUUUUUUAUUGUACAAUACUCGCCUCAGGUACUCUAUGAGCCUUGCACUCAGGAGCUCGUGACAUUCCUCGUCGUGAUGCUCUGCAACCAGGACUACAUCCGGAACCCUUACUUGGUGGCCAAGCUGGUGGAGGUGAUGUUCAUGACGAACCCAGCCGUCCAGCCGCGGACUCAGAAGUUCUUUGAGAUGAUUGAGAACCAUCCGCUCUCCAUUAAGCUGCUUGUUCCCUCACUGAUGAAGUUUUAUACAGACGUUGAGCACACUGGGGCCACCAGCGAAUUCUACGACAAAUUUACAAUCCGUUACCACAUCAGCACCAUCUUCAAAAGCCUGUGGCAGAAUAUAGCCCACCACGGCACCUUCAUGGAAGAGUUUAACUCCGGCAAGCAGUUUGUUCGCUAUAUCAAUAUGCUGAUCAAUGACACGACAUUCUUGCUGGAUGAGAGUUUAGAGUCCCUAAAACGCAUCCAUGAAGUGCAGGAGGAGAUGAAGAACAAGGAACAGUGGGACCUUCUGCCCAGGGAUCAGCAGCAGGGUCGGCAGUCCCAGCUGGCACAGGACGAGCGGGUCUCGCGCUCCUAUCUGGCUCUGGCCACCGAAACAGUCGACAUGUUUCAUAUCCUCACCAAACAAGUUCAGAAGCCUUUCCUCAGGCCUGAGCUUGGACCACGGCUGGCUGCUAUGCUGAACUUCAACCUUCAGCAGUUGUGUGGCCCUAAGUGCCGUGAUCUAAAAGUAGAAAACCCCGAGAAGUAUGGCUUUGAACCAAAGAAGCUUUUGGACCAACUGACGGACAUUUACUUGCAGCUAGACUGUGCUCGGUUUGCGAAAGCAAUAGCGGACGACCAGCGGUCCUACAGCAAGGAGCUGUUCGAGGAGGUGAUUUCAAAGAUGAGGAAAGCUGGCAUCAAAUCGACCAUAGCAAUAGAAAAAUUCAAGCUGCUUGCAGAGAAAGUGGAUGAAAUCGUUGCCAAGAAUGCCCGAGCCGAAAUUGACUACAGCGAUGCUCCUGAUGAGUUCAGAGAUCCACUCAUGGACACCCUAAUGACCGACCCCGUCCGGUUGCCAUCGGGAACCAUCAUGGAUCGAUCUGUCAUUCUGCGGCACCUUCUCAACUCUUCCACGGAUCCCUUCAAUCGCCAGACACUAACGGAAAAUAUGCUGGAACCAGUGCCUGAGCUGAAAGAGCAAAUCCAGACCUGGAUGAGGGACAAGCAACACCCUGACCAUUGAGGUGUCACCCCUGGCAGCACACGCCGAGGUCAACUGGGAAGAGCAGGACGGCGGAUCGAGGCGAGGGGAAUGCCACAUCGCUGGAAGCUGAGGCCAAGCCGGAGCUCACACGGUGCCUGCUGCCACGAAUGACACGGAACCUCGUGGACGGAGCGAAGGGGAAGGCAUCACCACAAAAAGCAGCUUAACUCUUGUACAUACGUUUAAGCGAUAAAUCGGCAGUCAAUAGCAUUGUGGGGGAAUCAGUUCGGAGGUCGCGCUUGUUCCGAAACGAACUCCUCCGUUUCAUAGUCGGGGUUCGCACGGCUGAAUUCGUUUUAGCAAAAGACGCGGAUCGGGGCAGCAGCGCGUGUGUGUGUGUGUGUGUACGUUUUUUUUUUUUUUUAAAUAUAUUGCCAGAUCUCCGUUAAUUUGAUAGUGGUUGAAACUUUGAACAUUUUGCUGCUAUGGUUAUCCCCAGACCCUUUCAUUUCUUUCUCAUCACCUCUGCCUGCACGAUCCUGCCGCCUCGUUUUUUUUUUGGGGGGUUCCGUAAUGUGAAGAAAAACGUUCCCUGUAUAUGAAAAACAUUCUUCUCUGACCCCAAGAGAACAUAAUCUUGAAAAAGCAAAUGUGCCUGCGAGAAGUAUUAAUCGGGGGGGGGAUCAUAUUUUUCUAUUAGAAAUCAUUUUUUAUUUGGUAGGCCACACACAAGAAGAAGAAUUCACGAUAGCAAAUUUCAUUCUUCCUCCCCCUUUGUCGGCACGUUGAAAUUUUAAGUGGUUGGCAUAUCCCUUUAGGUUUUGGGGAGAGACUACAUGCCCUUCGUUGUUAUUUUUAAAUUGUUUUUUCUUCAGGGCCUUGUAUUAUAGAUUGAAGCAGCUGCCACAAAGGAAUCAGAGUGGAAUACGAGGGUUUCACUGACUUAAAAGAUAUAUAGAGAGAGAUUUAAAAAAAUCUUUUAAAGCCAGAGACCUAGUAAGCUAAAUGGUGAUGAUUCUCUGUCUUUUAAAAGUGCGUCUCUGAGGGUUGGGGGGGGUGGAGAGCAGAUCGUUUUAUUCUCGGCGCCUCCAAGUCAAAGCAGGACGGAUCCAUUUUUAUGUUGUGUACCAGUUUUAUAUCCAUGGCUUGGCCUUACCAAAGCAAAAAGGGUGCAGAAAAAUGUAGACUCGCUUUUUUUAAAAAAAGAAACUAUAUAAAAAAGAUGAAACAUUUUUGUAUGACUGCCCCCUGCUUAAAGAUACUUGAACGUCCUUUUUGAAAAGGAUUUGAAACCACAGUGUUUUAAAAAAAAAAAAAAAAAAAAUUAAGCCUGAAAAGAAAACGUUUUCUUUUCUUUCUUUUCUGCUGACAGUUUCCUCUGUUCAGUUCCUGAUUCUUGAACAACAAUAAAUGGUGAUACACAUUCACAAGCA
Python bivittatus (Burmese python) is the source of this 5964-nucleotide messenger RNA. RefSeq names its product ubiquitination factor E4B (gene UBE4B). Gene Ontology annotation, biological process: protein polyubiquitination; ERAD pathway; ubiquitin-dependent protein catabolic process. The record is from RefSeq and is a predicted model, not a curated record. Gene Ontology annotation, cellular component: cytoplasm; ubiquitin ligase complex; nucleus. Gene Ontology annotation, molecular function: ubiquitin-ubiquitin ligase activity. Lineage: Eukaryota; Metazoa; Chordata; Lepidosauria; Squamata; Pythonidae.